CUCGGGCGUAGCUCCUGAGAGGCGGCCGGGGGAGCCACGACGGGUCGGGGCGGUGGCGGAGGCUCUUCCGGGCGGAGGGAGCGCAUAUAAGGGCGGUGGUUCUGCGGCCGCGCCUCUUCCGGCACCCCUCAGAGCCGCCAUGACGAAGAAGAGGAGGAACAACGGGCGGGCGAAGAAGGGCCGUGGGCACGUGCAGCCCAUCCGCUGCACCAACUGCGCCCGCUGCGUCCCCAAGGACAAGGCCAUCAAGAAGUUCGUCAUCAGGAACAUCGUGGAGGCUGCAGCCGUCAGGGACAUCUCGGAGGCCAGUGUGUUCGACUCCUACGUGCUGCCCAAGCUGUACGUGAAGCUGCACUACUGCGUGAGCUGCGCCAUCCACAGCAAGGUGGUCCGGAACCGCUCCCGGGAGGCCCGCAAGGACCGCACGCCCCCGCCCCGCUUCCGCCCUGCCGGUGCAGCCCCCCGGCCGCCCCCCAAGCCCAUGUGAGGAGACUCUGCCCAGAUGUGGCCCUGGGACCCCCAAGCUCAGACUCAAUAAAGGGUCCUGCUCCGGC
This is a messenger RNA of Myiozetetes cayanensis, 554 nucleotides long. It is a transcript of the gene RPS26, whose product is annotated as ribosomal protein S26. Bases 140 to 487 code for a protein of 115 amino acids. Gene Ontology annotation, biological process: translation. The record is from RefSeq and is a predicted model, not a curated record. NCBI's taxonomy places the organism in Eukaryota, Metazoa, Chordata, Aves, Passeriformes, Tyrannidae. Gene Ontology annotation, cellular component: ribosome; cytosolic small ribosomal subunit. The transcript has 4 exons. Gene Ontology annotation, molecular function: mRNA binding; structural constituent of ribosome.